AUGGUGGCGAAUGCCUUGAGUAGGAAAGCGGCGAGCAGGGGUAGUUUGACAUUGUUUCUUGUGGGAGAGCGUCCUUUGGCUUUGGAUGUUUAUUCUUUGGCUAAUGGCUUUGUGAGGAGAUACCGUUCCCCGAUUGGUUGGUUUAAUGCUUUCAAGGUUAGGCCUUGGGGUACUGAUUGGUUGAGGGAUUCAAUGGAUAAGGUAAAGUUGAUCCAAGAGAGACUUCUCACAGCCCAGGGUAGACAGAAGAGUUAUGCUGACCCGGAGGUUCGUGAUUUAGAGUUCAUGGUCAGGGAGCUAGUUUUGUUGAAGAUGUACCAUUCCGAUGGUUCUCAUGUGAUUAUAUGGGAUUUAGUGUUACUUGAUCAGAAUCUGACUUUUGAGGAGGAGUCGAUAGCUAUUUUGGACAGACAGGAUCUUAAGUUGAGGUUGAAGGAAAUAGCUUCAGUGAAAGUGCAAUGGAGGCAUCUUCCUAUUGAGGAUGAGAGUCGGGAGACAGAUUCUGAUAUGCGAUCCAGAUAUCUCCAGCUUUUUGAGGAUACAGUACUUAUUGCUGAGAAAAGAACUCCUUAA
Molecule: messenger RNA, 573 nt
Organism: Lycium barbarum (goji berry)
Lineage: Eukaryota; Viridiplantae; Streptophyta; Magnoliopsida; Solanales; Solanaceae
Exons: 4
Coding region: 1-573 (190 amino acids)
Source: RefSeq, a predicted model, not a curated record